Molecule: messenger RNA, 1118 nt
Organism: Nicotiana tabacum (common tobacco)
Lineage: Eukaryota; Viridiplantae; Streptophyta; Magnoliopsida; Solanales; Solanaceae
Product: LOB domain-containing protein 41-like
Biological process (GO): regulation of gene expression
Source: RefSeq, a predicted model, not a curated record
UACAACUCCCUCUCACAUGGAAAACUCAAUUCAUUCAUCUCCUUCCCAUAUAAAAACUCUUCCCCUUACAAUUCCCAAAAACCACAAUACAACUCCAUUCAAAUCCUAUAGCAAAAGACAUAAACAGAGAGUGAUAUUAAACUAUGCGUUUAAGCUGUAAUGGAUGCCGGGUUCUCCGAAAAGGCUGCAACGAAAAAUGCUCCAUUAAACCCUGUCUUCAAUGGAUUAAAUCCCCUGAAGCACAAUCCAACGCUACCCUUUUUCUCGCUAAGUUCUACGGCCGUGCUGGUCUACUCAAUCUCAUCAAUUCUGGGCCUGACCAUUUGCGUCCUGCUAUUUUCAGUUCUUUGUUGUAUGAAGCAUGUGGCCGUAUUGUAAAUCCCAUCUACGGUUCCGCUGGUUUGUUAACCUCCGGUAACUGGCAACUUUGUCAAGCUGCUGUUGAUGCCGUUCUAAGCGGCGCGUCGAUUGAAAAACUUUCUCCCGACUCGGCUGCAAAUACCGUUUGCCCGUCGCUCAAAGUAUGUGACAUCCGCCACGUGUCCAAGGAAAACGAUUUAACUCCCGAUCUGCACAAGGUGAAGGUGCGAACUAAGUUUAAGCGCGUGUCGGCUAAGCCGCAGCAGAGGAAUCAGUCGCCUGAGGUUGACUAUGCGGCUCGGGUCAUGUGGAGUUGGUCUCAUAAGGAGGAGGAAGUAAUCGGGUCGCCGAGCCGAGACUCGGGUCUGAGCCAACAACGGGAAGGAGAGAGCGGCGACGCUGACAGCGGCUCGGUGGAGACUGUUGAAGCCUCGUUGGCUAAGUUAGAUGAGAGUGAUGUUGGAUUGGAACUGACACUGGGGUUGCAGCCGUUGAUGAAGUCGCCAGAAUGUGGGGCCACCAGAAGUUGAUGAAGAAAUUAAUGGUCUGGAUUAAGACACGUAUACAAUAUAACGGUAGAUCAGCUCGAGCUUGUUUUGAUGGCUGCUUUAAAAAGAUGACUAGAUUAGUAGGUUUCUAUUUCUUUUUUGUUGUUUUUCUUUAAAAUUCUUUGUGCGGCAUGUGGAAUGUGAAUGUUAGAUAUAGAGAAAUUAAUAUACAUAUAUCCGAAGUUAACUGCCCUUUCAUGUUUCGACCUA